This is a messenger RNA of Adineta steineri, 1594 nucleotides long. The record is from the annotation of a GenBank genome assembly. NCBI's taxonomy places the organism in Eukaryota, Metazoa, Rotifera, Eurotatoria, Adinetida, Adinetidae.
AUGUUUAAGUUCGUAUCAUUAGUUGUCAUCAUAUUGGCUACAACUACUUUUGCCCAAGAAGAUACAAGUGGAGAGAAAGAUUUUGUUACAUUUAUUGCUAUUGAUCUUGGCACAAGUUAUUCAAGUGUUGGUAUCUAUAAAAAUGGUCGUGUAGAUAUCAUUCCUAAUGAUCAUGGGAGUCGUUUAACAGCAUCGUAUGUUGCAUUUACUGCUGAAGGUGAACGUUUAAUUGGUGAUGCAGCUAAAAAUCAAUUGACAUCAAAUCCUGAAAAUACUAUAUUUGAUGUUAAACGUCUUAUUGGUCGUGAAUUUAACGAUCCAAGUAUUCAAUCAGAUAUUAAAAAUCUUCCAUUUAAUGUUAUCAAUUAUAAAUCUAAACCAACAAUAGCUAUAAAUGUUGGAUCAGAGCGAAAAUAUUUCGAACCAGAAGAAAUUUGUGCUAUGUUAAUUGGUAAAAUGCGUGAAAUUGCUGAAGCCUAUCUUGGCUAUAAAGUCACACAUGCUGUUAUUACUGUCCCAUCUUAUUUUAAUAAUGCCCAACGUCAAGCUACUAAAGAUGCUGCAACAAUCUCUGGUCUAGACUACGUGCGUCUAAUAAAUGAACCAACAGCUGCUGCUAUUGCUUAUGGUCUCGAUAAGAGAGAGGAAGCAAAAGAUAUUAUUGUUUUUGAUUUGGGUGGUGGUACAUUAAGUCUAUCAUUAUUAACCAUUGAUAAUGGUGUAUUUGAAGUUGUUGCAACUAAUGGUAAUACACAUUUAGGUGGUAAAGAUUUCGAUGAACGCGUUAUGGAACAUUUCAUAGAAUUAUUUAAAAACAAAACUGAUAAAGAUAUUCGAAAAGAUAAUCAAGCUGAACAAAAAUUACGAUGUGAAGUUGAAAAAGCUAAACGAAUCUUAUCAUCUGAAAAUCAAACAACCAUUGAAAUCGCAUCAUUUUAUUAUAAUGAAUAUAUUAAUGAAAUAUUAACACGUGCAAAAUUUGAAGAAUUAAAUAUGGAUUUAUUUAUUUCAACAAUAAAAUCAAUACAAAAAGUUUUAGAAGAUGGUGAUUUAAAAAAAAAAGAUAUCGCAGAAGUUGUUCUUGUUGGUGGUUCAACACGUAUUCCAAAAAUUCAACAAUUAGUUAAAGAUUUCUUUGAUGGAAAAGAACCAUCCCGUGAUAUUAAUCCAGAUGAAGGUAUUGCUUAUGGUGCUGCUGUUUACGCUGGUGUUCUAUCAGGCGAACAAGAUACUGGUGAUAUCGUUUUACUCGAUGUAAAUCCAUUAACUAUGGGCAUUGAAAUGGAUGGUGGUGUGAUGACAAAAAUUAUUCCACGUAAUACAGUUAUUCCAGUCAAGAAAAGUCAAAUUUUAUCCACUGUUGCUGACAAUCAAACAGUUGUAGAAAUUAAAGUAUUCGAAGGUGAACAUCGAAUGACAAAAGACAAUCAUUUUUUAGGUAAAUUUGAUCUUACUGAUAUUGCACUAGGACUGCGAGGUGUACCACAAAUUGAAGUUACUUUUGAGAUUGAUGUCCGUGGUACUCUUAAAGUUACUGCCGAAGAUAAAGGAACACGAAAUAAAAAGAAUCUUGUUAUUAAUUCCAAUUCAAAUC